Molecule: messenger RNA, 2624 nt
Organism: Haliotis rubra (blacklip abalone)
Lineage: Eukaryota; Metazoa; Mollusca; Gastropoda; Lepetellida; Haliotidae
Product: glucosamine 6-phosphate N-acetyltransferase-like
Exons: 6
Coding region: 143-760 (205 amino acids)
Biological process (GO): UDP-N-acetylglucosamine biosynthetic process
Cellular component (GO): endoplasmic reticulum; Golgi apparatus; endoplasmic reticulum-Golgi intermediate compartment
Molecular function (GO): monosaccharide binding; glucosamine 6-phosphate N-acetyltransferase activity
Source: RefSeq, a predicted model, not a curated record
CCUAACAAACUGGGAAGGGCAGCGCUACCUAAGGUUUGCAUGUCACGGGAGACCGUGAUCGAUCGCGACGUGGAUUUGUUUAUUGACAAAAAGGGUUAAACUGGAAAUCCGGACACGUUGACAGAACCUAACACUCGGUGGCAUGUACAGAGAAAUGAAGAUGGCGACAGAAGCUGGCAGCAAGACUGAGAAUGGCCUUGUGGAUGGACAAGAAUGCUACCAGUAUGACCCGGAUAUUCUGAAACUGAUAGAUUUUUCUAAGUCUCCCGCGAAGUACAACCCCCCAGUCUCCCCAACACAUCCUGGAGAAAAUCUGGUGAUGCGACCAUUGUGUUUAGCAGACUAUGAUAAAGGUUUUCUGCAGCUGCUGACACACCUGACCAAAGUUGGGGAUGUAAGCAGGGAAGAGUUUGAAGCCCGCUUCAUGCAGAUGAAGAAUUGUCCUGAGAACUACUAUGUGACAGUAAUAGAGAAUACAGAGUCAGGGCAGAUCAUCGCGUCUGCCACACUGGUGAAGGAGACCAAGUUUAUACACCAAGCCUCUGCGAGAGGACGAGUGGAAGACGUUGUGGUUAGUGAUCUCUACAGAGGAAAGCAGCUUGGAAAACUACUUGUAGACAGCAUGACCUUGCUGAGUGCCAAGGUUGGGUGUUACAAAGUGUCACUAGAAUGUCGAGACCCCCUCGUCAAGUUCUACUCACAGUUUGGCUUCAUCAAGGAAGACAACCAGAAUUACAUGCUGCAGAAGUGGUGGGAUUGAUAACUGCUUGCCCUAGGACUAUUUGUUGCUGGGCUUUCAUAGCAUGGAACAUUAAAAGAUCUGGUUCUUGUAAGUGAUCUGUGAUCUGUUACUGAUUUGAUUUGACUAAUUGGGUAAUUAUUAGAGUUUCGGGACCCUUAUUGGUGCAAAUGAUGAAUAUGGGUAAAUAUUUUCAUGUUCAACCAUGAAAAGAUGCCCAUCCACCCACCCCCACAUAAAAACCCCAAUUAUAUUGUUUACCGAGUGAUUAUGAAAAUAUUUUUCUGAGAAUCAUAUCUUUCAGCUUGAUUAAGCUUAUCAGUAGGAUCAUAUUUUGUUAAUUGUGUCAGGGAACCAAUUAUAUACUGUGAAGUCAAGAAUGAUACAUUGUUAAGAUUGUCAAUGAUCUGUGAUCACAGAAAACAUCAUCUGUAGUCAAUAUCAGUAUUCCAAGGGACAAAUAUCCCUGAAGGUUUGAUUGUAGAUGUUAUAAUGAUCUGAAGAAAUGGUAAACUCAAUGGUUCUGUAGGACUGCAAUAACACCACACACAUCUCAGAUCUGAGAUGGCAGUGAAUUGAUACCAGUGUACACAGUCCGGGACAUAACCGAUUCCAGCCUCUUUCACCAGGCUACUGGUUGACUUUGAUUAUCUGGUAGCUCAAGGCUGCUGCUUAAAACAGGGAUCCUAAUGAGGGAACUUUUAUUAUGACACAUUUCAGAAUAUAGGAAGUAACCUGGGGUACCUUGCAUGACAAUGUCCUGCAAAAUGGGUGACUUCUUGGUCUCCCCAACACCUGGUGUCCAUUACUGUGAUGUUACUGGAAUAUUACUGAACAAUACUGACUUGUUGCAGCCCUACAUCUUCUAUUGUCCUUGUUGCCGUGGUUACUGUAUAUAUCGAUAUUUAUUUAGCUAUGGAUAGCUUCUACUCACUCACAUUUAUCACAAGGCAGCUUUGUAUAUUUUUGCUGUAAUAUUUUAUGCUGAAUCCCAAGAGAUUCCCCAUAUAGACGACAUAGAACAACCUGUAUGCAUUUUGAAACAUACACUAUUGUUAUUGUUGUGAAGGAUCUCAAUGUGAUGAAUAUUGUUUGUUUAAGAAAUGCAAAUUUUAGUUUUUGUGAAUGCUGUUAUUUUAUUUGGAUGUUGUUAUUAAUAUGGAAAUAUGAACAAAUGAGAUUGAGUUUAUAGAGAUGCAAUGGGAUUGGGACAUUGUUGUAGCACUGGAAUUUGAAAGAGAAAGUAUUGAAUGCAUCCUUUGACACCAUAUUGGUUUUAACAGAUUACAUGAAAUGUAUUUCACCAGGUGUACAUUGCCACAAACUUAAACUUGCUGUUUGACUUUGGCACAAAAUUUGGUGUAUUCAAAUGUUUUCACAACUGUUUACACAAGCUUACAAAGGUACGUUUUGAGUUUUAAUCAAUGUGUCAAAACAAGACAAUCAUUGGCUGUACUGCAACAGAGGUCAGAGUGCAGGUCAGGAGCACUGGUGCAUGUAUACCAGCUGGUGAUCUCUCAGCUAUUGCUGAUGACCUCAGUUGUUUUGUAUGUUUCCUAACAUACUUUGACAAAUAUAUGUUCAUAAAUUCAUUUAAUAACGUUUAUGAUAUAACGUUCAUUGUGUGUAAUACUUUAUCUCUGAUCCUAUGAAUAUAUAUAUAUGAAUUAACAGGUGCAAUUACUCAGACUGCAUUUUGUGGAUUUAUCUGAUAUUUCUUGCAUUUUGUUUGUAGACAGUUUACUUCAGUAAAGAAAAGAAUUGUAUGUGAGAAAGAGAUUUAGACUAUCCAGUAGAAAAUUGUCACUAGUUUCACUCCAACUGAACACGGUCUUCACAGAUUACUGUACAUGUACAUGAUUCCCACAUAAUAACCACACUUACU